Molecule: messenger RNA, 6001 nt
Organism: Lytechinus pictus (painted urchin)
Lineage: Eukaryota; Metazoa; Echinodermata; Echinoidea; Temnopleuroida; Toxopneustidae
Product: heme transporter FLVCR2-like
Exons: 10
Coding region: 328-2070 (580 amino acids)
Biological process (GO): heme export; transmembrane transport
Cellular component (GO): membrane
Molecular function (GO): heme transmembrane transporter activity; heme binding
Source: RefSeq, a predicted model, not a curated record
CAGCUGAUCCAAUGGAAAGAAAUCAGCUGAUCACGUCACGGAUUGUUUUGUUGGAAUUGCGGGUCGCGCCACAUAUUCACCGUACCGUCACCAUGUGUGCGGUACAAGUUCCAUCUUCAGCAGCGUUCUUCUCUUUUCUUGAAGAAUUUUAGUAAAUAGUAGCCACACGAUCAGAGCUCGAUAAAACAACGUUUGUUUUCCUUUGUGACUUAUUUUUUUUAAAGGUUAAAACCGUACAUGUAAACUGUACCGAAGCCUGCUGUUGAUACUAUUGUUAUUUAAAUUUAGUCGGGAGAUUGAAUAGAGCCAGCAGAGCGAAACGACGACAUGGGUGAAGGAACUGAGAUUGACCCAGCCCAUACCGGCGAUUGUCAUGAAGUUGACAGUGGGCAAGUUACGGCUGCUGGAAACAUGGCGUACCAUGCGAUGAACGUAGAGGAUGGGGCCGCGGAGGAGGAGGAAAACUCGAAAGGCAAGAUGAUGUUUGUGGAAUCAACGGCGACUAUGGAGACUGUAAUAUUUGACGAUGAUUCUGUGUCGUAUAAAAAACUUGAAGAUGGUGCAGCAGUGUUUGAUGAUCCAGAAAUUAAACCGAUGAUGACAUCGAAGUUGAAUGGUGAUGUCGAGAAAGCAGCUCAAGUUAAAACCCGUAACGUGAGCGUAUCAUCUGCAAAUUACACUCGACUCUACAAACGACGAUGGUUGAUGUUGGGUCUCUUCUGUAUGCUGUCUAUGAGCAAUGCCUUCCAGUGGAUCCAAUACUCUGUGAUAGGAAACGUUAUUGUUGAUUAUUAUAAUGUAGAAUACAUUGCUGUUGACUGGCUAUCAAUGAUUUACAUGCUUGUCUACAUCCCCCUUAUUUUUCCAGUUACAUGGUUGCUGGAGAGGGCAGGACUAAAAGUAGUGGGAAUCUUAGGGGCAAGUCUCAACUGCGCUGGGUCUUGGUUCAGAUAUGCGGGAGCAGUUCCUCAUCUUUUUCCAGUGGCUUUUGCAGGACAAACAUUAUGCGCCAUCGGGCAAGUUUUUAUUCUGGGCAUGCCAGCCCAUGUAGCAGCAACAUGGUUUGGUGCGAAAGAAGUAUCCACAGCAUGUGCGAUUGGUGUAUUUGGCAAUCAGCUUGGUGUUGCCCUUGGUUUUGUUCUUCCACCUCUCCUAGUCCCACCUGAUGGCGAUGUUAAGAAGAAUAUGCAUAAUAUGUUUGUGGGAACAGCAGCCAUCACUAGUGCAUUGCUCAUCCUUAUUAUUGCAAUUUACCAAGACAAGCCACCGAUGCCUCCAAGCAAGGCAAAAUAUGAUUCCCAGAAAUCUACAGAAGGUAGACCUUACAAGGAAUCCAUCAUAUCUCUCUUCAAGAAUGUGCCUUUUGUUCUUCUCCUCAUCACUUAUGGUGUGAAUGUAGGAUCUUUCUAUGCUAUUUCAACACUUCUAAACCAGGUCAUCUUGUCAGAAUUUCCAGGAUAUGAAGUGAUGGUAGGAGUGAUCGGUCUCACCUUAGUACUUACAGGAAUGGCUGGCUCUGUGGUAACUGGAUUUUGGUUGGACAAGACUCGUUCUUACAGAGGAACAACAGUGGCUGUUUAUGUUUUGUCGCUGGUUGGCAUGAUCUGUUUCACUUUCACACUCAAACUUGGUGAAAUCUGGGUGGUGUUUGGAAUCACUGCUCUUUUAGGGUUCUUCAUGACUGGCUAUCUCCCUCUUGGGUUUGAGUUUGCUGCUGAACUUACUUUCCCGGAACCUGAAGGUACCUCCUCUGGGUUGUUGAAUGCAUCUGCUCAGACCUUUGGUAUCAUCUUCACAUUAGUGAUGGGAGUACUGGUGAAUGAAAUCAAUUCGUUGUCCGGCAAUUUAUUCCUGUGUGUAUCCUUACUGGUUGGAACUAUAGUGACAGCAUUUAUCAAGUCAGACCUGAGGAGACAGACGGCUGAAAAACAAGAGUUUGAAGAGGUGGAGGAGGAAUCAGAUAAUAAAGAGAGUUCUGCUUUUCGACCCAAUCGUAUCAGCAGCGUGAGAUUUGAAGGAAUGGAUGAUGAGGAUGAUGCUGUAGUAACAAAAGACACAACUAGAGAUUAACCUAACAUGGUUAGGUUUUAUCCCAAUUUUUGAAUGAUUUUAUCAUUUGAAUAUUUUUCAAAUCAUGCAGUUUAAGUUGUUGAUAAAAUAAUAAUUUUCCAAAGAGUGAGAAAGUGGAAAUACCGGUAUACACAAGUGGAAAGUACCAAUUUACUACAAUGGUAUGUUCCAUUGUCCCCUGAUGUAGAGUGCAAGUAUACUCCAAUGGAAAGUGCUUGCAUACCCCAAUGUAAAAUGCUAGUAUAUGCUAUUGGAAAGUGAUAGUAUGCUAUAAUUGAAAGUGAUAGUAUACUCCAAUGGAAAGUUCUAAUGUACUUCAAUGGAAAGUGAUAGUAUACUCCAAUGGAAAGUUCUAAUGUACUUCAGUGGAAAGUGAUAGUAGACUUCAAUGAAAAGAACUUGUUUACUUGAUGGAAAGUGAUAGGAUACCCCCAUGGAAAGUGCUCACAUACCCCAGUAGAAAGUGCUUGUAUAUCCCAUUAGAAAAUACUAGCUUACACCAUUGGAAAGUGCGAGUAUACUUCAAUGGAAAGUGCUAGUGUACUCCAAUGGACAUUGCUGGUAUUCCUCAUUUGAAUGGCUAGUAUACCCUUAAUGGAAUGUGCUAGUUUAAUUCAAAGGAAAUUGCUGGUAUACUCCAAUGGAAAGUGCUAGUAUAUUCCAGUGGAAAGUGCUGGUACACUGCAAUGGAAAGUGUUAGUAUACUUCAAUGGAAAUGGCUGGUAUACCCUUGAUAGAGUGUGCUUGUAUAAUCCAAUAGGAAUUGCUAGUAUACUCCAAUUGAAAGUGCUAGCAUACUCUAAAGGAAAGCGAUAAUAUACUCAAAUGGAAGGUGCUAGUAAACCCCAAUGGAAAGUGAUAGUAUACUCAAAUAGAAGUGCUAUUAUACCUCAAUGAAAAGUGGUAGUGUAAUCCAAUGGAAAGUCAUAGUAUACUCUGAUGGAGAGUGAUAGUAUACUCCAAUAGAAGUGCUAGUACACCCCAAUGGAAAGUGAUAGUUUACUCCGAUGGAAAGUGAUAGUAUACUCCAAUAUAAAGUGUUUGUAUACCCCAGUGGAUAAUACUUGCAUACACCAAUGGAAAGUUCUAGCAUACUUUAAUGGAAAGUGAUAUUUUCCAAUGGAAAGUGGUAGUGUACUCCAAUGGAAAGUGUUAGUGUUCUUCAAUGGAAGGUGAUAAAUUCUAGUAUACCCCAAAACAAAGUGCUAGUAUACAAUUGAAAGUGCUGGUAUACUCAGAUGGCAACUACUAGUAUACUUCAAUGACACAUACCACCAUGGUUUGUGAAAGUAUAGGUCGAUGGAAAGUGAUAGUAUAAUCCAGUGGAAAGUACAAGUGUACUCCAACGGAAAGUGCUAGUGUCCUCCAGCGGAGAGUGAUAAUUAACCUCCCUUUCAAAAAGAUGAUUGAAGUUGUAAUAGAUUUAAUCUAAGCUAAAAACAAGAUUAAAUCUAAGCUAAAAACAAGAUUAAAAAUCAUUAACACAUAUAUGUAGGAUAGUUUCGGACACUUCAUUAUGAUUUUUUUUUUAGGAGUGUUGAAAAAAACAUUGAUUUUUUAUUAUAAAUAAGUUAGUUUUAUGUUAUUUCACUGCUUUUAUUUUGUAUUCAUAUGAAUGACUAUAUUCAUAAUUUUUGUUAUAUAAUUUAUCUUGUCAUUCUAGGGUUGCCCCAUGUAAACAAAUUUUGAAACUAGUUGUUAUAUUGUGUGAGUAAAAAAAAAAACUUGACACCUCACAAAUCCCGAAUUUUAGGAAAAAACUUGUCAUGAACACAUAAUCAUUAAAUAUGGGCAGAAAAAGUAUCUUCUCCCAAAUAAUUUGAUACCAUAUUUAUAUUGUGUUUUCACGCUUGGGAAAUCUGUAGGUAUUUGUUGCAAUGAUGUAAAUUUUGAUUUGCAUUAAAGUAAGGCAUGACUUCAAUGAAUGAAUCCAGAUGUCAAUGAUUUCAUAAUCAUACAAGGGUUGCAUUAGAAUCCAUUACAAAACACCUAUGAAUAAUUAACAUUAGAAUUGUAUAAUUAACACUUUUUAGUAUAAAUUCUUAAGUUAAUUUCAUUGAAAAGGGAUUUGCAAAUAUGUCUACUAACUCAUGUAGGAUUAUACCAUCAUUGGAAUGGAGACGCAUUCGAUGCAGCCAUGCCUUACUUUGGCACAACUCGAACUUUAAAUCACAGUAAAAAAUAUCUCCUCAUUAUCCAAGCAUUAACACAUACCACAUAAAUAUGGUAUCAAUUUGUUUGGGAGAAGAUAUUCUUUCAGGCCAUAUAUAAAAAUUAUAUGUUCAUAACAUAUUUUUCCUUCAAUUGGAGGUUUGUAUCGCACAGUAUAUAUAUAUUAUGUUUUAUUAAUGAAAAUAUCACUGAAAUACUAUUAAAUAGCUUAUAGGCAGUUGGUAACCUUGCCCAGGUUACAAAAUAAAAAUUAUAUAUCCAUCUAGUGUUUUUAUCAUAAUGGAAAACCUUAAGCUGACCUGAGCAUGAGCUUAACAAACCAAGACCCAUAUUCUGACGUCUGGUUUAACUUCGGCCAUGGUCUAACUCUUUUUUUUUUUUAAUUAUGGAAAGUCAAAAAUUUCAAAAUUGCUUUUAGAUGACAUGUUUCCUAUCUUAUCCUGGCUCUUUCUUUAUAUUUUAAUGAUGAAGAGAACUAUCCCAGUAAUUAUUUUCAGUCAGGUAUGAAUAAUUUGAGUGUCAAAUGAGCUUGAAAAUUGAACUUAUAGACUUUUAGAGUUACCUGUCACAUUUGGCUAUUCAUAGUUAACCCUAUCUAGGCCGAGGUAUUUUGGGAGUUCAUAUGGCCGGGGGGGGGGGGGGGGGGGGCCUCCCAGGCCCCCCCUUGAGAUCUCGGCCGUCGACCGCGCCGAAAAUCGGCACGUGGGUUGUCUGGGACAUAAUCUACAAAAUUGUAUAGUAAUUUAUUUAAUGCGAAUUGCUAUUAAGUGAUUAUGCUAAUUUAUGUGUAAUUAGUAUGCGAAAUCAUACUUUUUCCUAUAACUCCCUAAAUAAAGCUCCAAAUGUUCUAAUUUUUGGUAUAGAAACUCUUUGUGGUGUCCUUAGCAAGUGUAAAUGAACAAAAUUGCGAUAUCAAAUCAUUUUCUUAUGUAUUUCAUAGUUUUUUUACCUUUUGUUUUUCAUUGUUUUUUCAAUGAAAUUUGUUGGGGACUCUUCUGAUAUCAUAAAAAGCAUAAAAUAAAUACAUUUAGACUAGCAAAACUAAAAAUAAUCAUACAUUUAUGAUUUUGGGUUGAAAACACAAUUUCCAUUGACUUUGUACACAAAAUCACGUUUUUGAGCAAUUUUUGGUCUGACAUGCACUUACAUAAUGUUGCGUAAUUUCGAAACCACGUACCCGGGUGACGCAAAAUUGGUCUCAAAAGUUGCGCAAGAAUUUAAAGUAAAAAGUCAGCGAGCGGCGCAGUCAAAAAAUUUCACGCGGCGAAAAUAUUGCACAAAUCGUUGAGGAGGGGCCUUGGAGGCCCCCCCCGGCCUAGAUAAGGUCAAACCACAAUUUUAGAUCAGAGUUUGAAUUAAACCCCAGUAAAGGGCCAUUCAUAAAUCAAGAUAGUUUCAUUAGCGAAUUCAUGUCUUAAUUGCGUAACACUAACAUUAUUUUUUUGUGUAUACAUAGCUCUCCGUGUGGUGUACACUGCUGAGCACUCUCAUGCAUUGUUUAGAAUGAAGCUAGAUGGUGUUUCAUAAUACUGUUUUUAAAGUUACACAUGACUUCUGAUUGGAACAAAUUUUCCAUUACUAUACCCACGCCUCACUGAUAUGUAUCUAUUUUUGAAAGAAUUUAUUUCAUACAUAUAGCAGUCUUGCCAUUCUCUCACUGUUUAUUGUAAUUGUUUGACACUAUGCACUUAGCAAACAAAAUAAUCAUUGAAUUAUAUUUAUUACAAAAAUGCUUGGUCAUGGAAUGGCGCUAUUCAAA